UUGCGGCUGCAUUCUCGUGAAAAUAGGCCUUCGACACGGACAGCGGCAGCGAACACAAUCAAAAAUGAACAACAACACGGAAUUCAAAAUGCACAACAGCAAUGAGCUAGUAACAAAAUUCCGCUCGCUCAUCAAAGAAUCCAACAUCAGCUUCCAGUUGAGCGACGAAUUGCUCAUAUGCUUCCUACAAGCACGUAAAUGCGACUUACACCGGGCAACGAAGCUGCUCAACAAUUACUUGAAAACAAUGAAAAAUUAUCCGGAACUGCUUACUGAUUUGCGCCUUGAGCGUGUUAAACACGUUUUAGUUGGCAAUCAUUUUAUGUUGUCUCCGCUUCGGGACCAGCAUGGACAUCGCCUGUUGAUAAUUAACGCACUUAACUGGGAUAUCAGCGUUUGCAGUUUGGACGACAUCUUUCGUACAGCUGUAUUUUGCUUUCAAAGAAUAGUGUGUGAGCCAGAAACUCAGUCUAACGGAGUAGUAAUCAUCAUCGAUUUCAACGGCUUUACAUUUCACCAUUUUACACACUUCACACCAUCUUUCUUGAAGAAAGUAGCAGAUCUCGUGCAGGACGUGUUUCCUAUUCGUCUCAAAGGUAUUCAUGUUUUGAACGAACCGCGAGUCGUAAAAUUCCUGGUGGCAAUGAUUUGGCCCUUUUUAACUAACAAGAUUCGCAAUCGGUUGGUUUUCCAUGGUUCGUGUUUCACAACAUUACAUCGUCACGUUAACCCUUCUUGCCUACCUAGCAAUUAUGAUGGCUGGCUAGGAACACUGGACUCCAUGAAUUUUUCUCGCGUUUUGUCUGAAAAGGGCAAUGCAAAUAUGUUUGAUUGCUUCAUUUAAAAAUAAAAUUUUUUUAAGUUUCCCUAUGGACGCGCGGAAUUGGAAAAAUCAUAUUUUUACUUUCGAUAUUCCGCCAUGGUUUCAUCGCUUCUGUAAAGCCAAACGUAACAUUUAUCCCCUCCUAGGGUCCUCGCUUUAUACAUUGCAAUCUCGGGUCAUCUAUUGAUAUAAAUUGUAUUAAUAUUACACAUAUGCUGUGCGAUGUAGUAAAAUAUAUAACAGU
Molecule: messenger RNA, 1067 nt
Organism: Daphnia carinata
Lineage: Eukaryota; Metazoa; Arthropoda; Branchiopoda; Diplostraca; Daphniidae
Product: alpha-tocopherol transfer protein-like
Exons: 6
Coding region: 65-844 (259 amino acids)
Cellular component (GO): membrane
Molecular function (GO): phosphatidylinositol bisphosphate binding
Source: RefSeq, a predicted model, not a curated record